AUGGCAGUGUCAGAUCGUUACCGUCUGCGGCUGCUGCCGGAGGCCGUUAUGAUGUCGCCUGCAGCCCUGUUCUCCAUCCUGACGCCAACCGAACCGAAGGCUCUGGGCGCCGUCUCCGGGCCAUGCGUCCUCCUGCUGGCCGCGGGCGAAGAGCCAGAGGCGUCACUGGCCAGCCGUUUCCGAUGCCACGUCGAGCCGACCGAAGCUGCACUAAGGGAGGCGGCCUCUCUGGUCCAAGAGGCGUUCUUGGCACCACCGCCGCUUGUGAGCUACGACGUGGAGCCCGGCGAUUCCUCCGAGGAAGAGGGUGGUAGCCAGGAAGGUGCGGGAGGCAUUCGGCUGCGAGUCCGGCUUCGGCGCGAGGGGGACGACAAGUGGGGCAUCAAAUGGCACAAGCAGAUGUUCAAGUCGUCGCACAGACUAGUGGUGGAUGAGGUGGUGGAGGGAUCCCUCAUCGAUCGCUGGAACGAAUGCCAGCCCGCAGGUCUCCAGGUGCGCUACGGAGACCGCCUGCAGCGAAUCAACGGGAUCUCCAUAGGCCGCUCUGCCGCCGAGGCGGCGCCGAAGUUCCGAGCGGAGCUGCAAAAGGAGGAGAUGCGGGCCCUGUUUUGGAGGCCUGGCAGCGCUGAACCUCCUCAAAAGCAGACCGCUGCGGCAGUGGCGGUAACCUUGGCUGCAUCGCCCAGUUGCGGCGGCUUGUCGGCUGCCAUUGCAGUGGCUGCAGCACAUGCGCUGACAUACACGGAGGUUACCUGUGCGGACGAGCUCCUGCAGCAGCUCAGCGAGGGACGGGAGGCGAGCCUCGACAGUUGGCAGAGCGCGCUUCAGUGCAUGGCGCCUUUGCAGGCGGCGGCAGCUGCAUCUGUGGUUCGCCAAGAUUUCAAAGAGAGGGCCGACCCCGGCAACGGCUCGGUGACCGAGCACAAUCUUGAGGAGGCGACCAACGAAGCGACCGCAGCUGACAGCGAUGAAGAUGCUGUGCACGGAGCUAUGCCGGAAAGGACUCCCGAGUGGACGUACUUCUGUCGGAAGUGUGGUGCAGCCCUCUUUCACGACCUCGAUGUCCUCCAGCACCAGCGAGGAGGGCAGCGACAGGCUGGCUACGGCGACUGGCGAGCCGAUCGCCAGGCUGAAGCUGCCGCUGGCACGAAGAUCGACUGCACCUCCUUGUUUGUCCAGCCCAUGAAGUGGAUGGGCGACCUGCAUGACCAGAGCGGACGCCUCGUCUGCGGCAACCCAACCUGCAAGCAGAAGCUCGGGGGCUUCAGCUGGCACGGCCUUCCAUGCUCGUGCGGCGAAUGGCAGAGCCCUGCAUUUCAGAUUCACUGCGCACGCUUGGACUGCAUGCCCGCGGGCCGGCGCACUAAAGGGCCUGCACCCGAAGCAGUCUUCGCAGAGGCAGCCUGA
This is a messenger RNA of Symbiodinium sp. CCMP2456, 1407 nucleotides long. The record is from the annotation of a GenBank genome assembly. Lineage: Eukaryota; Dinophyceae; Suessiales; Symbiodiniaceae.